AUGGCCACCAUCUGCGAUUCCUAUAAUCCCUCUAGAACUGAGGCCCAGCGCUUCUGGGAUGACCAGUCCAAAUGGAUCAAAGCCAGUGCCGAUGUUCUGGAAGGAUUUCCAAAAAGUCUUAACUCGAGCCUCGCCUGGGAAGGCGAGGAUAUGCGGGACAAGGUCUCGCAGUGGAAGUUGUGCCUCUCUGAAGAAGACAUUGCCAAAUAUGAGGAUUUAUCAUCUAUUUCUUCCUCAACUUUUGAGCUGCCGGGGGAGUUAGCACAACGCCUGAGACAACUCGCCGACAAUGUUUACACCGGAUGCGGCUUCCAAAUCAUCCACGGUCUCGACCCGUCAAGUUUCUCGGCAAGACAGAAUAUAAUACUUUACGCAGGCCUGAGCUCCCAUAUUUUUCCACAGCGAGGGUUUGUUGAUGUGGCUGGUCGGAGAGUUAUCGGUCAUGUUGUGAACGUCCAAGAUGGCAAUAAUGGGCCAGAAACUGUGGCUCCCGCAUUUACCAAUACGCCGCUGAAACGCGACCAGAAGUCCUACGAACCCUUGCGGAACCCUGGGUGCUUGACUCGGUGGCAGCGCAAGCGCAACACCCAAUUACCGGCGCCAAGUCAAGCACAACUUGAAGCCUUGGAUGCUGUGCAGUUUGUUGCCGAGAGAAACUCUAUGACCGUUCCUGUUUGUAAGGGAGAUAUACUGUUUAUCAACGACAUGGCUGUUUUUCACGCCCGUGAAGGUUUUGAUGAGAGUCGCGCGACAACUAAGAGGCAUCUCAUGAAAAUGUAUCUUCGAGAUCCUUGCCAGGGUUGGUCUCUCCCAGAAUCGGUGCACGAAGACUUUAGCCCAAGAUACGCUCAGACAUCUGGUAGUUCUAAGGAAGAAAUAUGGGAUAUUCACCACAAGGAUGGUUUAGAGGAGCUUUCUUUCGUCAACGGAUGA
This is a messenger RNA of Clonostachys rhizophaga, 933 nucleotides long. NCBI's taxonomy places the organism in Eukaryota, Fungi, Ascomycota, Sordariomycetes, Hypocreales, Bionectriaceae. The record is from the annotation of a GenBank genome assembly.